Molecule: messenger RNA, 1431 nt
Organism: Heterobasidion irregulare TC 32-1
Lineage: Eukaryota; Fungi; Basidiomycota; Agaricomycetes; Russulales; Bondarzewiaceae
Exons: 5
Coding region: 1-1431 (476 amino acids)
Biological process (GO): protein phosphorylation
Molecular function (GO): ATP binding; protein kinase activity
Source: RefSeq, a predicted model, not a curated record
AUGGAUCAGGUUGUGAACGAGCAGAGGGUGAUGAGGGCCGUGGAUGCGAGCGGGCGAGAAGGGUUCUUGCCGUUGCGUGCGAGUCGGCACGAUUCUCAGAAUUUCUAUUUGGUCACGCCGUACUGUUUCAAGGGUGAUCUUGCGCGGGUGAUCCAAUUCUGGGGCAGCGGCAAGAUACCUCACUCCCUCAGCCGGUACUACGCUGCCAAGCUCCUAAAAUUAUUGGAAGGGCUUCAUGGCUUUGGUAUCAUACACAGGGACUUGAACCCUGCCAAUAUCCUUUUCGACGCGGAAGGUUGCCCUCUCAUCGGCGACUUCGGUCUGGCUAGGAUGUUUCAUGUCUCCUAUGACCUUGAUGGUGAGGUGCUACUGCCAAUGACGGGUCUGUUCGAUCGGAAGGCCGACAAGCCUGCAAAGCACACCUACUUGAACUGCGGCACGACCGCAUACAUGUCUCCUGAGGCGCUCAAGCGUCACCUUUAUUCGUACGAAUCUGAUCUUUGGUCGUAUAGCUGCAUCUUGUAUGAGAUGCUUACGGGUCGCGCUGCCUUUGCCAGUGCGGACGCCACACUGAGCGAAGAAGCAGCAUUCAAACCCUGUGACUCCGUCGACCCGUUGACUCAGAUCUUUGUCCAUCUCGUGCUCAACAAGGAGCGCGCUGACAGACCGAAGCUUUCUGCGAUGAAGUCGCACCCCUACUUCAUAUCUAUUGACUGGGAGAGGAUCUCAAAGAACGAGAUCAAACCGUCGUGGGUCCCGCUUACCCGAAACCCAUUCAUGCGCUCCUACAUAUAUCUCUCCAUUGGACCUCCAACCUCCCCCAGUCAAGACCCGUCCCCGGACUUUGCUUUCACUUCUCCUGAUCUAUUCGAUAUCACUCUGCCUCUUACCAAGGAGACGGAGUCGUCUACCCCUCCCUGUGACCCCACCGCUGUCGAGUGCAGCGCCUUGCGCGGGUUCUUCAGCAAAGCGUUUGGGUGUAUCAAACCCACUACCCCAUCCCUAUGUGUCUCGAACAUCCCACCGUCCUCAGUCAAGGAGGCCCAGGCUGUUGCCCUCAAUAUUUGCCCUGAUUUGACCAAGUGCGGCGCUGGAGGUGACUUCAUCUGCACAACGUCCACACGCUCCAGGGCUGGUGAUUUGUCCACUCCCUCUUCCUCCUCUCAUGCCUCUGCAACCAAUCUACUGGUCCGUGAGCGGCAGGCCUUGAUGAAGCACAAAGCACUUCAAUGCGACGAAGACCCAAACAUGUUCGACAGUCUCGAUCAAUCUUCAACACAAUUAUGCCGGCCUUCUCUCCCCGCAAAGAUCUCGGAGCGUACCUGUGUGCGUGUGGCGUCUAUGAAGCUUCUCGAUGCUAGCGCACCUAGCUCGAAAGUCGGAAGGUGGAUGAAAAGGUUGCGCGCUGGAUGGAAGGCGAAGAAUGACUGA